CUCUGCAAAAAGCAAGCCCUCACUUUCCUCGAAGGGCACGGCGAAGGAGGGUGAAUUCACCGUCUUUGUCUCUCUUCCGCCGAUCUCGAAAGCCAAGAACGUUUAUUCUUGGGAUCUUCAUCUGCUUCUCACCCCUUCCAUCUCCGGCCCUCAGAUCCUGAAACGCAAUACCACCACCAAGAUCGACGCCUGAAUCCUUGACCAGUCGACCUCGUACCGUGUUGAAAAAUCGAAACUUUCUGAUAUCGGAGAGCGGGAAUGGCGAAGAAGAGACGGCACGAAGCUGAAGCGGCGACGAGCGGUGUCGAGCCUGCGACUGAGCUUCUCGGCGGCGGCGGCGGCCCUCGCGACGACGAGCCAAAGAAGAGGAGCGGCAAGAAGAAGAGGAGGGAGGGCAGCGGCCACCCCCGCGACGGAGAGCCAAAGAAGAGGAGCGGCAAGAAGAAGAAGAGGAGGGAGGACGGCGGCGGCGAAGGCGGAGGGGAGUCCAGUUCCAUCAUCGACGACGCUCAGUCUUACGAGCUCGCCACCCGCGUGGGAUAUCAGGUCGUUGGAAGUCCUCUGAAAAUUCAGGAAAUGGAGAAGCCAGUGGGAUUUGAUUAUGAUGUAUUCUUGAACUUUAGAGGACCGGAUACUCGCCGUGACAUUGCUGAUUGCCUUUAUUCCAGCCUCACUGAUUUCGGUAUACGAGCAUUUAGAGAUAAUGAAGAGCUUCACGUUGGGAAAGAGAUUGGCCCGGAGCUUCUCCAAGCGAUUAAGCAGUCGAAAAUCUCGAUUCCUAUCUUUUCUAUAAGAUAUGCCGAGAGUGAAUGGUGCCUCAUGGAGUUGGUCCAGAUGGUGGAGUGCAAGGAAAAGUGGGGACAAGAGAUCAUGCCAAUUUUCUACGAAGUUAAACCAUCCGAGGUUCGUGACCAGAAAGAAGCUUAUGGUACGGCUAUUCAAUCACACAGAGAUAAGCGGCUGUACAAAAAAAAGACUAUUCGAAACUGGACGGUAGCUCUCAACAAGGUUGGAAACUUAAAAGGCUGGGAACUCAAGGAGAGUGGCAAAGGUGAGUUCACAAAAAAAGUUGUUCAGGAGCUUUUGAUCAAGUUGAAAAAGAACUACGUGGCUGUAUCUGAUUACUUGGUUGAAAUGGACGAUCAUGUGGACGAAAUCAUGGAAUUGAUAGGUGAACGGAUCAUUGAAACAAAGGUCGUUGGUAUCCAUGGUAUGGGUGGUGUCGGAAAGACAACUCUUGCCACAAUCAUCUAUAAUAAACUAUCGGCCCAUUCCACUAACUGUUGCUUCCUGUCUGACUGCAAAGACAAAGAGGUUGCGAUUUUGCAGAAGCAGCUCAUCUUUGAUAUCCUAAAAGAGAGUGUGCCCAUCCGUAAUAGGGCAGAAGGGAUUACUGCGAUCAAGGAGAGGUUAUCCUCUAAAAAGGUCGUACUUCUACUUGAUGAUGUCAUGGAAAAGACUCAGUUGGAUGCUCUUGUGGGAAUGGGUAAAUGCUGGUUCGACAGAGGAAGUAAGGUUAUUAUCACCACAAGAGACGAGGAAGUUCUCAAACAUGUAGAUGUGAAGUACAAACUUACUGAAAUGGAUUUUAAUCAUUCCCUUAUACUGUUUAGCAGACAUGCCUUUAAUAAUGAUCAUCCUCCGGCUGAAUAUUUCGACCUCUCGAAAAAUGCGGUAAAUAUCUGCGGUCGUCUUCCUUUGGCUCUUGAGAUCAUUGGUUCUCUUCUAGCUAAGGAAGACAGAAAUUUUUGGGGGACCACAUUAAAGAAGCUGAAAAGUAUUCCCGAUAAAGGAGUUGAAAAAAGGUUGAACAUUAAUAUUGAGGCAUUAGAUCAACCAGCGAGGAAAAUAUUUCUCGAUGUUUGUUGCUUCUUCGUUGGGUUUGAUGUGAGAAUUGUGAGUCACAUGUGGGAAAGCUAUGGGUUUCACCCACGCUAUUAUCUUCACAUCCUCCAAAAGAUGUCGUUAAUAGAGAUUACAAAACAUAAGCAACUGUGGAUGCAUGAUAUCAUAAGAGACAUUGGGCAAAAUUUUGUUCGUAAGAAUGCUGAUUAUAAACCAGAGAAGCAAAGUCGGGUGUGGGAUCAUGAGAAAUUGAUUGAUGUCCUUGAAAUAAAGGAGGGAAGAGAAAAUGUUGAAGCAAUAUGUCUCAGGUUUGAUCGUCAAUUUCAAGACUUCAUUGAGAAGGAAGAAUCUAUAGGCCUAUCAAAAUUAAGAUUUCUUCAAGUGGAUUGUGUAGACUUGGAUGAGAGCAACGGUCAGCAUUUUCCUUCUACCAACUUGUGCCAGAGGAAUCCGAUCAUGCUUCCUAAUUUGAUAAUGCUCUCAUGGCAUAACUUUCCUGUCUAUUUCAAAUUCACCACAAUUUGUUUUAAGAAGCUAAUGAUUCUUGAUCUAUCAAGGAGUCAAAUUACUGAUGAGUGGGAGGGAUGGAACCACCUCAAGAUGACAAAGAACUUGAAGGUUCUAAAUUUGACUGGAUGUGGAAACUUGCAUAGAACUCUUGACCUUUCUGCUCAUGAAAAUUUAGAGCAACUGAUUCUUCAAGGGUGCACGAAACUGGUUGAAGUCCAUAGGUCUAUCGGUAUGUUAAAGCAUUUAGUGUUAUUAAACUUGAAAUAUUGUGAGAAACUUCAGACAUUGCCAGACGAGAUGGAAGAAAUGGAAGACUUGAGAGAACUUCUUCUUGAUGGGACAUCUAUUACCAAAAUUCCUGAAUGGAACGGAAUGAAGAAAUUGGAAACUCUCAGUGCAGCGUCAUGUCGCUUACUGAGUGAACUUCCACUUGGAAAUUUUGGAUCUCUCGUCAAGUUAGAUCUUUCUUAUUCAAGCAUACGAGAGUUACCCGACUCAAUAGAGACGAUGAAGAACUUGAGAAUACUAAGGAUCUUUGACUCCAUGUUAGAAAAGCUACCUAGCGCCCUUGGGAAGUUGGAGAGGCUUGAAGAGUUCUAUGCCAACAGUUAUGGAUGUUUGAGUGGGGAAAAUCCAAGUGAGAUUGGAAGACUAUCAUUGGAGAAGCUUGAAAAGAUCCAUGCCAGCAGUUGUAGAUAUUUGAGUGGGGAAAUUCCAAGUGAGAUCGGAAAACUAUCAUUUCUAAGAAUCUUGAUGUUAUCGGGCACGAGAAUUUUCAAUAUACCUAAGCUUCUUGAAAGUUUGACCGAACUAGUCCUAACCAAUAAUCUACAGAUGAGAUGCCCAAAUCUCUCGAACCUAAUAAAUUUGAGAGUUUUGACGUUGAAAUUAGAGUAUCAAAGCCCUUCCCAUCCAACUCCAAGCCUCAAUUGGAUCGGAGGGUUAAGAAAGCUAGAGUCCUUGGGGUUGUAUUGUGAUGAUUUGGUCACCCUACCUUUAGAUUUUAAUCUCCUUUCGAAGCUCAGGAAGCUUCAACUCCUCGCAAAUAACCUAGAAUGCCUACCUAAGCUUCCUCAGAAUUUGUCAUACUUCCAUUUUGAUGGGCGUGGGUUAAUGGAAAAGUCGAUAAAUCUUUCAUAUUGGGAGAAGUUAUCAGAAUUGAAACUCUCUUAUUGUGAACAGCUAAAAGAGAUUCGAAGUUUUGGAACCUUUGAAAAGCCUGCGAUUGCUUACUCUUUGGGAUCUUCCGUCGCUGGUGAAGUUGCCCACCUGACUGGCUUGAAGAAGCUCCAGCAUUUAUGGAUAAAUGAUUGUCCUAAACUGGUUGAGGUUAGAGGUCAGCAAGAAUCGUUGGGGUCUUUUCUUUUAGAGCGCUGUCAAUCACUCGAACAGCUGCCUGAUCCAUUGAGCUUCAAGCAUAUACAAGUAUAUAUUAUAAGGAGUUGUCGGAAGGUAAAAGAGAUUCAAGGCCCGGAAACUUCGGAGAACUUGGGUUGGUUACAGUUGGCUGAUCUUCCGUUGCUAGAGAAGUUGCCUGACCUGACCAAUGCCAAGGAGUUGAGGUUACUUUUUUUAGAGUGCUGUCCUCAUCUAGUUGAGAUUCCAGGUUGGUUAGAAUCAUUGCGACUCCUUGGUAUAAUUGGCUGCGGGUCUCUGCAUCAAUUUUCUGAUCCUUUAAGCUUAAUGAAUCUAGAGGACGUGAUUAUAAAGGAAUGUGAGAGAUUGGAGGAGACUCUGGAAUCCGAUGAGUACGGUGAGUACAUAUAUGUGAAAUUCUGGAGAUGUUCGAAAGAAGAGAGGAGCCAUUCGAGAAGGUUGUGGUGAAAAAGUGAGGAGAGCCUUUCCAGAAUUUUGGUUUAGAGACUGAAAUCGCGGAGAGAAGAUUCCGUAUCAGAUUAGUCAGGAAUAUUAUAUCGAAAUGACGCGUAAAGCGACAACGCGAGCGAGGAGCUCGCCCAGAACCAGCAGCGACGGUGACCCCGAGCGGAAGAACGAGACGCGAUUCGACCAGGCGGAGAUCUCCCUCCGGGGACUGCCACCCCCGUCUUCCUGACCGCCCAUCUGUUCCCACGACAGUUUUGUAGGUUGUCUAGAAAAAGGUCUUGCUUUUUCCUUCUUCGCAUCUUUAUUUGGUUUUCUGGUAAUUUUCUCUUCGCAUUUUCAUGAAUUGGGUCCGCGUGCGAAUCUUCGAUGCAAUCUGUGAUAGAUUAGGAAAAGAUUUGGGACGGAUUGAGUUGGUUUUUAUUAUUUUCAGUCGUGACUUGUCAUACAUACGAAAUGAAAACAGCCCUUUCGAUGAACUCGCUCGGGAGCUGACUCACUUGAUUUUCUUCCAUCUGCAUCUAAUCUUUAAUAGCUUUGGUCUAAACCACAAGUCGCAUUCUAUUGAAACACAUUGCUACUCCUGUGCGUCAGUUCGGUUCUGCACCCGUGAGGGGAUUGAUUUUCGCUCCUUAGGAACUAGUUCAAACCAUACAUGGCGAAUCAGUUGUUCUUCUGAGCUUGUCAAGGUCUAGCUAAAAGUGAAAAAUUGUCCUGGAAGGCAUGAAAUCUUGCUAUAAUCGAUUGGUUCUGCAAUUUCUUUCUUCUUAUUUUUGGUCUUGUGGUCCUACUUACUUCUAAAACUUUUAGCUGGUGCAAUUAGUAAUAAAUCUCGGAACAUGUUGCAACUCCCAUGCAUCAGUUCACUUCUGCACCAAUCAGAGUAUCAAUUUUCGCCCUUUGGGAACUAGUCCAAACCUUGCAGGUGGAAUAGUUCGAGGCAGGGACUCGUUUCUUCUUCUGAGGUUACCAGGGUCUAGCUAAAGCCAAAAUAUUGUCCUUGUAGGCAUGAAAACUCACUACAGUAGGUUUUGACAAUUUGGAUGUUGCUUCUAAAUUCAUUGAAGCUCCAAGUCCUUCGUAGCUCAGAAGGUUAGGGAAGCUGGGAUCCUUGCUGUUGGAAUCUCAUUAUUUCAUCACCCCAUCUUCAGACAUCAUUCUUCUUUCACAGCUCAAGGAACCUGAACUGGUCCCCUCCAAGAAGCUGCACUGCCAACCUAGCCUUGCCCCAAAUUUGUUGUACUUAGAUACCGAAUCAUGCAAGGAAAUAAAAACAUCAAUAGACGUUUCAAAUUGGAAGGCGCUGUCAGAGUUGGAAGUUGCUCAUUGCCCUAAAGUGAGAGAGUUCAGAGGCCUCCAAGUUUUGGAGAGCCCGAGUGCCUUCAAGCUUGAAGGAGUUCUAUCUAUGGACAAGUUGCCUGACCUGACCAACUUGAAGAAGCUCCAGAAAUUUUAUCUGCAGUGAUGUCCUAAAGUGGCUGAGAUCCAAGGCAGAGUAAAAUCGUUGGAGGCAACUUUCGAUAGGUUCCUUUUAAAUCUUUGGAGAAGUUACCGGAUCAAGAAGCUAAAAUCAUUUUAUACACUCAAGCGUGAGAAGGUAGAAUGUUCUCUUGAGUGCUGAUGAUCAGUGAAGUACUUGAGGAAUAGACGCAGCCUGAUCUUGCGGAAUCCAACUUAGAGUAUCUUUUUGUUGUUUUUAAGAUACUUUUAUCUCUUGGACUUCUGAGUUUGGUUAAUGGUAGAAAGUAAAUGUUGGUUGCGCACCUGAUUUCAGUGGUUGGCCAGCAGCUCAAAACUCUGUAUAGACGCAGUUCUCCUGUAUUCCUUUUCUGGUAAUUGUCUCUUUGCUGUUACAUGAAUUGGGUCCGUGUGCAAAUCUUUAAUGCAAUCAGUGAUAAAUUAGGAAAAGAUUUGGA
This is a messenger RNA of Eucalyptus grandis, 6092 nucleotides long. RefSeq names its product disease resistance protein RML1B. The record is from RefSeq and is a predicted model, not a curated record. Gene Ontology annotation, biological process: signal transduction; defense response. Bases 259 to 4179 code for a protein of 1306 amino acids. Gene Ontology annotation, molecular function: ADP binding. The transcript has 8 exons. NCBI's taxonomy places the organism in Eukaryota, Viridiplantae, Streptophyta, Magnoliopsida, Myrtales, Myrtaceae.